Molecule: messenger RNA, 2712 nt
Organism: Oryzias melastigma (Indian medaka)
Lineage: Eukaryota; Metazoa; Chordata; Actinopteri; Beloniformes; Adrianichthyidae
Product: AT-rich interactive domain-containing protein 1A
Source: RefSeq, a predicted model, not a curated record
AAAAGUAAGAAUCGUAGUUCGAUUGGUGAAUAGUUUAGAUUGAUUCGUGAAUCGAAUCGGAUUCGGACUGAAAAUAAAUGCAUGAAUGUACUGAUUUUCAUCUGAGGAUCUAAAUCCUCCCCCUAAGCUGCGCCCGCCGUCAGCCCGUCCGGGACACGCCCCUCUGACGUAAGCACGCGGCUGAGGAUCCGGUUCCAGCUGUCGCUCCGAUCCGCUCCGGGAUUUUGGUUCCUCGCGGUAGGUCGGUAAGAUGGCUGUGUCUCGCGGAGCCUCGUGCUGGUCCGGUUGAUUUCGAGUUUGCGCUGCCGUUCUGUAACAGAAGCCCCCCCCGAACAAACACCCGCGCGCGCACACACACGCGCACACCGACCCGUGUCGGUAAAUUCACGUCCCCGCUCCACAUUUAUGCCGCUUUUUUGUAAAAACUUUCCCUCCGAGUUCAACUUUACCGGGGCCACGGUGGAUUACCGGAGAUCGGUCCGGGCGCAGGGCUGCGGGGGGAUGAACCGGGACGGCGGGGACGUUGUCACCGAAAUAAUCGUAUUUAUUUUCCAUGGUUGUCCGGAGUUCGUCUGCGAGUGAGGCGCCGCGCUGAACACCGGAGAGGAGCACCGACACACCGGGAAUCAUGGCCGCGCAGGUCGCCACUCUCAACACCAGCCCGCCUUCCGAGCUGAAAAAGCCGGACCGGGACACGCAGGAGGAGCCGGUACCGGGCGAGAAGCAGCAUGAAAAUAAGGACGCGGGAGCUGACGGAGGCUCUCCGCGGCAGAAGGAGCUGCAGGACGGGGCCGAGGCUGCUGGAGGAGGGGAUCCCGACAUGAAGAACGGGACUUUAGCCCGGGUCAACAACAACGGCGGCAACCAGAACGAUACGGGCGGGCUCGAGGGGAAUGCCCAUCCCGGAAUGGGCCACCACCACCAGGGCCCCUUCCCUCCACCUCCUUACGUUUACAACCAGCACUACAGCCGGGCCCCUUUUCAUCAACAUGGCGGACAACAAAGCCCUGGCAUGGCAGCUGCAUCGGGGCCGAGCAUGAUGGACCCGUAUCCCCCGAACUCCCACGAACACGGCUACCCCAACAGUUACAACAACUACAGCCCGUUCGCGGGCAGGACUUCCUAUCAGGGCCAGGGCUACGGGGCCAUGAAUUCCCCGCGCAGCAGCCAGCCUCCGGCAGCUGGGGGGCAGUCAGGCAAGCAGCAGCCGCCGGGAGCCAGCGCGGCUAUGGCUACAUCCUAUAAUAAUCAGAGGUAUAACAUUGGAAACCCGCAGCCCACGUCCACGCCGACCCUCAACCAGCUGCUGACCUCCCCCAGCUCCGCCAGGAGCUACCCCAACUACCCCCAAGGAGACUACAACAACCAGGAAGGGCCCAACAAGGCGGCGGGAGAUAUGAGCGGCAGUCAGUACAGUGGGGUCCAUCCGAGCUGGUCGCAGAGGGGCCACCACCCACCCCCCAUGAGCCCGGGGAACACCGGACAGCCGGCAAGCCGGAACCAGAGAUGUCUGCGUACGGACAGCAGGGCCCAGGGGGCUACAGCCAACAGAACCAGGGCUACUACGCUCAGCACGGCCCCCCUCCCAAUGCUGGCCAGCAGCAGCCUCCGUAUCAGAGCCAGAGCAGCUCUGGGUCCCCUUAUCCUCAGCAGGGCCACCCCUCCCAACCUUCAGGCCAACAUGGGCAGCCAGGACCCCCUUUUCCACAGACCCAAGUGCCCCACAGCGGCUCUGCGGGGCAGCCCUCCUAUAGCCAGCCCCCACAGUCUCAGCCGGGACAGCAGCCCUAUGUGCCCUCCCAGCAGCAGCAGCAGCAGACGGGUCCAGGCCCACAAAAUCAGCCGGGCCCUCAAGGCCAGCCUGGGUACCCACAACCCCCCGGGCCAGAGCAGCCGCCAGCACAGCAGCAAGCACCCCCCCAGCAACAGCAGCAGCAGCAAGCAGGCGGUCUGCCUUCCCAAGCCCAGCAGCCCCCAGGUCACGGCCAGCAAAGCCAGCCAUCACCUUACUCCCAGACCCCCCCCCUGCAGCAGCAGCAGUCACCAUAUCAGAGGUUCCCCCCUCCCUCACAGAACCAGGACGUCUCCCAGGAUUCCUUCAGCUCCCAGUCCAGCAUUCCUCCGUCUGGCCAGUCCAACAAGAGCGGUCCUGAGGACAGCAUGCAGGGGCGGCCAUCCAGCCUGCCGGUGAGACGCUCUCUUGUUCCCACGUUCAAUCCAGGGGAGCCGUUUCCAUCCUAACCUGCUCCAUGAAAAAGGUUAUUUGGGUGGGGCAUCAUCAAGGACAGCAGCAGUUUGUAAGCUCAGAUCAUGAAGCACAGAUACAUGUCUGAUCUAAAAAAGAAAAGAACGCUCAGCUCUCUCUGACGGUGCUCUCAGGAACGCCUGCAGAAUGUUAGAAAGAAGAGCAUCUCUGUCUCCACUUAUUUUUCCUUUUGUAAGUUAAAUGUAGAUUACAGAUGUUUGAAGCAGCUGAAGAUCAUCUCCAGUGUUUGUUGGCUUCCUAAUCAGCUCUAGUGGUGAUGUAGUGACACAGUUUUGUUUUCUGGGGGGUGACGGUGUCCCACCACUCUGCUGAAGGUCAUCUGAGGAUAGCUUUUAAACCUCUGUUCAUUUGUCAGCAAAGAUUUUAGCUGGAAGUUCAUGUUUAAUUUCUACAGUUACUGAACUAUAGACAGGAGUUUCUGAGUCUGCUACAGCUGAACAUUAGCA